GAACGGAGUAUUGUUUAAUUUGUUUUAAGAGUGAAGCCAUAGCUAACACCAUUUUUUUUGUUUUUUUAAUCUGAAAAUGCCUCUAGGAAAAUACUACUGCGAUUAUUGUGACAAAGAGUUCCAGGACACAGCUGCGGCACGGCGGCGCCACCUUCAGGGACUUCAACACCAGAGAGCCAAAACUCUCUGGUACAACUCCCUACGCAAUCCUCAAAGACCUAGCGAUCCGAAACCUUUUGGCAAUGGAGUCUGUGAAAGCUUCGUUAGAACGGGGUCAUGUCAUUAUGGAGAGUCAUGUAGAUAUUAUCAUCCAAAGCAAAACAACCAAAGCAUGAACCCUGAAGGAAUGAUAGCAGGUAAUAUGUUAAGAGGCAAGAUAGGGACGUCUUUGGGAACUUUACCUCCCUCUCUGAUGCCACCUGCUGAGGGUGGAUACCCACCACUUCCAUUUCUUGACUGGGGAUAGGCGUCACAGACUCACAAUUGCUUAAAGGUCUUCUGAUGCAUGCCCACUGAAUGUUUCCCACCUCAGUCCUCAGCCAGAUGGUCAUUCAUAUAUCAACGGCUAAGAUCAUACCAAGUCAUUAUGGGUCUGGAAUCUCAAGUGUAAGUCAUUAUGUGUCUAGAAUCUCAACAGUGUGGCACUACCAGGUCAUUGUAUCUCCAAGUCCGUGUACUAUAAAAUAAAGCUUUUGUUGAUUUUAGUUCCUAUACAUUAAUUUCUUUUGGUCUCUGUAUUAUUGAACUUUGAUCAGUCAAGUAAACAGUUAACGUUGAUGAUGUUGUGUAGUGUCAUUUUUCCAGUUAACAGAUUCUCAUUUCUCCUGAAAAUAACUUGGAAGAAUA
Cuscuta europaea is the source of this 846-nucleotide messenger RNA. The record is from the annotation of a GenBank genome assembly. Lineage: Eukaryota; Viridiplantae; Streptophyta; Magnoliopsida; Solanales; Convolvulaceae.